Molecule: messenger RNA, 945 nt
Organism: Helianthus annuus (common sunflower)
Lineage: Eukaryota; Viridiplantae; Streptophyta; Magnoliopsida; Asterales; Asteraceae
Exons: 1
Coding region: 1-945 (314 amino acids)
Molecular function (GO): catalytic activity
Source: RefSeq, a predicted model, not a curated record
AUGAAUUAUUUAUCGGUAAACUUGAGGGGAGUCGGGGACUCAAGGAAGGUGGAGUGGGUGCGAGGUCUUAAAACUACCCACGGUGCUCACUUUGUGGCAAUUCAAGAAACAAAGGUUGCUGGUAAUAUUAAUUUUAUGGUUAGUAGAUUUUGGGGUAAAACAAUACUGGAAUUUGAUGAAGUUGAAGCAAUGGGUCGAUCUGGAGGAAUUUUGGCUAUUUGGGAUCCAACUGUUUUAAGUCGAAGUGGGGUAGUCAAACAUCGACACUACCUGGUGAUAUCGGGUCAGCUUAGAAUGACAGGAGAAGUCCUUAAUAUUGCAAGUAUAUAUGCACCUAACGACCCGGUUGCGAGAAGACAUGUGUGGGCAGAAUUAUUGCAGCUGAGGAAUUCAUUACCGGGUAUGUGGAUUCUGUUAGGAGAUUUCAACGAUGUACGAGGGCCGGAAGAAAGAUGUAAUUCUGAAUUUGUAAGCCUAAAUGCCUCUUUUUUUAAUCAAUUUAUCGAAAACGCGGACUUGUUGGAAUACCAAAUGGGCGGGAGACAGUUUACCUAUCGGUCGGAUAAUGGGGCAAAAUUAAGUAAGUUGGAUAGAUUCCUAGUUAGUCGGGAUUUUAUGAAUAAUUGGCCUCUUGCAUCUGUCGUGGCCUUGUCCAACUUUGUCUCAGAUCACAAUCCGAUUCUAUUAUCUACUGUCCAAACUGAUUAUGGCAAGAUACCUUCUCGUAUGUUUAACUCCUGGCUCGAGAUUCCUGGUGCAUCCGAAUAUGUCGACCAACUACUAGAGUCAUUUUCUUUUAGUGGUCCGGCUGAUUUGGCACUAGAUGUGAAACUUAAAUGGGUAAAAAGGAGAUUGAAGGAGUGGGUUAAAAAUAAGAGGGCUGGUUUAGAGGAUGGGUAUAAUAGAAGGCUGAAAAAACUGGAAGAACUAGAGGUUUUUAGCUGA